Messenger RNA from Sapajus apella (tufted capuchin), 4309 nucleotides. It is a transcript of the gene NFKBIZ, whose product is annotated as NFKB inhibitor zeta. Gene Ontology annotation, cellular component: nucleus. The transcript has 12 exons. Gene Ontology annotation, biological process: regulation of gene expression. Gene Ontology annotation, molecular function: DNA binding; POU domain binding. The coding region runs from base 230 to 2368 and encodes 712 amino acids. The record is from RefSeq and is a predicted model, not a curated record. NCBI's taxonomy places the organism in Eukaryota, Metazoa, Chordata, Mammalia, Primates, Cebidae.
ACUGGAAACCGGACGCAUCCGGAGGAGGGGCGGGGAGGCGGCCCGGGCACCGCCAAUGGCCGGGCCGGGCUCCGGGGAGGCCGGUUAAAUACCCUGGCCGCCCCGGGGCGCGCCCGUACCCGCCCGCGCCGUGCGCCCGCCGACAGCUCCUCGAGCCCGCCCGCGAGGCAGCCGCGCGCAGCGAGCCGGUGGCGCAGGUGUCGGGUCCCCGAGCGCGCAGCCCGGGAGCAUGAUCGUGGACAAGCUGCUGGACGACAGCCGCGGCGGAGAGGGGCUGCGGGGCGCGGCGGGCGGCUGCGACCUCAUGACCAGCCCGCUCAACCUGGCCCACUUCUACGGCGCGUCGCCGCCCGCCGCCGCCUGGGACGCCAGCUGCUCGGCCUCGGGCCCCUCGGCGCCCGGCUCGCCUGGCUCCGACUCCUCCGACUUCUCCUCCGCCUCGUCGGUGUCCUCCUGCGGCGCCGUGGAGUCCCGGCCGAGAGGCGGCGCGCGCGCCGAGCGCCAGCCAGUUGAGCCCCAUGUGGGGGUUGGCAGGCAGCACAGAGGCCCCUUUCAAGGUGUUCGGGUAAAGAACUCGGUGAAAGAACUCCUGUUGCACAUCCGAAGUCAUAAACAGAAGGCUUGCGGCCAAGAUUUUAAGACACAAGGUGUGAACAUAGAACAGUUCACAGAAUUGAAGAACACAGUAUCGUAUGGUGGGAAAAGGAAAGGGCCCGAUUCGUUGUCUGAUGGACCAGUUUGCAAAAGGCCAGCUCUGUUGCAUUCCCAAUUUUUGACACCACCUCAAACACCAACAUCUGGGGAGAGCAUGGAAGAUGUUCAUCACAGUGAACCCAAGCAGGACAGCAGUGCUGAUCUGCUCCAGAACAUUAUCAACAUUAAGAAUGAAUGCAGCCCCGUGUCCCUGAACACAGUUCAAGUUAGCUGGAUGAGCCCUGCGGUCGUCCCCCAGAGCUCCCCAGCAGAGCAGUGUCAGGACUUCCAUGGAGGGCAGGUCUUCUCUCCACCUCAGAAAUAUCAGCCAUUCCAAGUCAGCGGCUCCCCACAGAUGAUAGACCAGGCUUCCCUGUACCAGUAUUCUCCACAGAACCAGCACGUAGAGCAGCAGCCACACUACACCCACAAACCCACUCUGGAAUACAGUCCUUUUUCCAGACCUUCCCAGUCCCCCACUUAUGAACCAAACCUCUUUGAUGGUCAAGAAUCACAGUUUUGCCCAAACCAAAGUUUAGUUUCCUUUCUGAGUAGUCACGGGGAAUCUGAGAAUAUUGCUCAUCCCAUUCAGACUUCCUCCAGCGUUCAGCCGCAAAACGGUGCCCACUUGCACAACUUCAGCGUGAUGCCCAACAGCACCUGUGACGCCAUGGCGGGGCAUGAGAUGGCCCCUGACUCUUCCAGCAUGCCACUGCCAUUCCCUAACAUUGGAAAUCCAAUGAACACCACACAGUUAGGGAAGUCAUUUUUUCAGUGGCAAGUGGAGCAGGAGGAAAGCAAAUUGGCAAAUAUUUCCCAAGACCAGUUUCUUUCAAAGGAUGCAGAUGGUGACACGUUCCUUCAUAUUGCUGUUGCCCAAGGGAGAAGGGCACUUUCCUAUGUUCUUGCAAGAAAGAUGAAUGCACUUCAUAUGCUGGAUAUUAAAGAGCACAAUGGGCAGAGUGCCUUUCAGGUGGCAGUGGCUGCCAAUCAGCAUCUCAUCGUGCAGGAUCUGGUGAACCUCGGGGCGCAGGUGAACACCACUGACUGCUGGGGAAGAACACCUCUGCAUGUCUGUGCUGAGAAGGGCCACUCCCAGGUGCUUCAGGCGAUUCAGAAGGGAGCAGUGGGGAGCAAUCAGUUUGUGGAUCUUGAGGCAACUAACUAUGAUGGCCUGACCCCUCUUCACUGUGCAGUCAUAGCCCACAAUGCUGUGGUCCAUGAGCUCCAGAGAAAUCAACAGCCUCAUUCACCUGAAGUUCAGGAGCUUUUACUGAAGAAUAAGAGUCUGGUUGAUACCAUUAAGUGCCUAAUUCAAAUGGGAGCAGCAGUGGAAGCGAAGGAUCGCAAAAGUGGCCGCACAGCCCUGCAUUUGGCAGCUGAAGAAGCAAAUCUGGAACUCAUUCGCCUGUUUUUGGAGCUGCCCAGUUGCCUGUCUUUUGUGAAUGCAAAGGCGUACAAUGGCAACACUGCCCUCCAUGUUGCUGCCAGCCUGCAGUGUCGGCUGACACAACUGGAUGCUGUCCGCCUGUUGAUGAGGAAGGGAGCAGACCCAAGUACUCGGAACUUGGAGAACGAACAGCCAGUGCAUUUGGUUCCUGAUGGCCCUGUGGGAGAACAGAUCCGACGUAUCCUGAAGGGAAAGUCCAUUCAGCAGAGAGCUCCACCGUCUUAGCUCCAUUAACUUGGAGCCCUGGCUAGCAACACUCACUGUCAGUUAGGCAGUCCUGAUGUAUCUGUACAUAGACCAUUUGCCUUGUAUUGGCAAAUGUAAGUUGUUUCUAUGAAACAAACAUAUUUAGUUCACUAUUAUAUAGUGGGUUAUAUUAAAAGAAAACAAGAAGAAUAUCUCAUUUCUCUUGGCAGAUUUGCAUAUUUUCUACCCAGGUAUCUGGGAUCUAGACAUCUGAAUUUGAUCUGAAUGGUAAUAUUGCCUUCAAUUGACAGUAGCUUUUGAGUAGGAGAGGACUUUGAUUUGUGGCACAGAGCGUUAUUCAUGUGGCUAUUGCCAGUGUCAAAGCAAAGUAAAUCGUGAAUGGUUCUUUAAGAAAAACGAAAGCAUGUGAAAGGAAAACGGUAAAUAGAGCAUUGAGGCUUCAUUCGGCCUGAUGCAGUACCUGGGAGUUACUGGCAUUGGAGAGGCUUCAGUCAUUGGACUAGAUGAAAGGUGUCCAUGUUUAGAAUUUGAUCUUUGUAAACUGUAUAUAAUUGUUCUUUUUGUCCUUAAAACUGUUGUACAUACUUGGUCAUUAACAUGGUCAUAUUUGAAAUGUAUAAGUCUAAAAUAGAAAAGAACAAGUGAAUUUUUGCUAUUUAAAAAGUUUUUACAAUUCUAAGGAGUUUUUAUUGUGUAAUCAUGAAGUCUUUAUAGAUAAAGCAGAUGGGGAGUUGUGGAGUUGUUCAUUUAGUGGCUGAAAGAUAUGUUUGAAGUGUAAAGAUGCUUUUUCUCAUGCAUUGCAAUUAGACAUUAUUUGUAGGGAAUUGCAUGCUUUUACUUUUUUUUCUCCCGAGACAGGGUCUUGCUCUGGCACCCAGGCUUGAGUGCAGUAGUGUGAUCCUGGCUCACUUCAGCCUUGACCUCCUGGGCUCAAGUGAUCCUCCCAUCUCAGCCUCCUGUGUACCUGGGACUACAGGUGUACACCACCAAUGCAUGACUCAUUUUUUUACUUUUUGUACAGGCGUGAUCUUGCCGCCUUGCCCAGGCUGGUCUUGAACCCCUGAGCUCAAGCCAUCUGCCUGCCUUAGCCUCCCAAAGUGAUGGGAUUGCAGUAGUGACCACAGUGCCCGAUUGGCAGUUGUAUGCUCUUGAGGAGAACGUCUCUUUAUGGCUUGCCCUCUAGAAUUUCUGAUUUAUGUGUUCUGUUGAAAUUUUUUGUUUUUUUUUUACCUUUAUAGAAACAACAAAAAGUCAAUAUUGAAAUACGUCUUCCUAUUUUCUAUUGUCAAAUGACGAUAAUAUGCCAUUAUGUUUUAUAUAAUAUCAUUCAGAAAAAGUUAUAUUUUUAAAUAACAUUCUGUUAACAUUAUUUUUCUUAACUCUGGCAUACCUGAGGAAUGCAUUUGGCUUUGAUUACACACUAAGUUUUUGUAAUAAAUUUGACUCAUUAAAAACCUUUUUUUUUUUUUAAUGAGAAAUCUCAUUAGUGACUGACUACCUUAUCUUUGCAGCUGAGUACUUAAAUUCUUUUUUAAAAGAUACCCUUUGGAUUGAUCACAUUGUUUGACCCAGUAUGUCUUGUAGACACAUUGGUUAUAAUCACCUUGUAUCUCCAAAUAUGGUGUGAUAUGAACCAGUCCAUUCACAUUGGAAAAACUGACGGUUUUAAAUAAACUAAUUCACUAAUAUUAUUUGUCUUAUUUGUAUUUUCUUUUCCGGGUGCCUUAUUUAUAUUUCCCUAGGUAGAAAAAGUACUAUUAAUGACAACUUUAAAUACCUUGAGUUAGUUAAUAUAUCUUAAUUUGGGUUUUUUGGAGAACGUAUUUCCUGAAGGUAUACAAGAUUUAACAUCAAAAUCUAUUUGCUAAGCGUACUGGUAGAGAGGUGUGUUAGGUUCGGAAAAUAUCAUGGAAGUUUAACAGAUGCUGUCAAUCAUUCAGAUGCUUAUAUGCUAAAAAA